Carlito syrichta (Philippine tarsier) is the source of this 4394-nucleotide messenger RNA. RefSeq names its product PAS domain containing serine/threonine kinase (gene PASK). The record is from RefSeq and is a predicted model, not a curated record. Gene Ontology annotation, molecular function: ATP binding; protein serine/threonine kinase activity. Lineage: Eukaryota; Metazoa; Chordata; Mammalia; Primates; Tarsiidae. Gene Ontology annotation, biological process: intracellular signal transduction; negative regulation of glycogen biosynthetic process; protein phosphorylation. Gene Ontology annotation, cellular component: cytoplasm; cytosol; nucleus.
GUUGUCAGCGGUGGAAGCUUGGCAACUGGCCCAUCCUCUUCCCAUGGAGGACAGAGGCUUAACAGCCUUUGAAGAGGACCGUAGAUGCCUGUCCUGGAGCCUCCCCUUGCCAGCGCCAGCAGAAAACCUAGCCGCACAGACCGCUGCUGAGCCCAGCAAGUCAUUUUCCUCGGCCCAUAGACACCUGAGCAGGAGGAAUGGACUUUCCAAACUCUGCCAGAGCCGGAUGGCACUCUCUGAAGACAGAUGGAGCUCCUACUGUCUGUCAUCAUUGGCUGCCCAAAAUAUUUGUACAAGCAAGCUGCACUGCCCUGCUACACCCGAACACAUGGACCCAGCUGGAUCCCAGGGCAGCAUGUCUUGCUGCUCUCUGCUCCGGGGCUUGUCUUCAGGGUGGUCUGCACCCCUGCUCUCAGCCCCUGUGUGCAACCCUAACAAGGCUGUGUUCACUGUGAAUGCCAAGACCACAGAGAUCCUGGUUGCCAAUGACAAAGCUUGCAGGCUCCUGGGGUACAGCAGCCAUGACCUGAUUGGCCAGAAGCUUAUGCAGUUCUUUCUUAAGUCAGACUCAGAUGUGGUCGAAGCCCUCAGUGAGGAGCAUGUGGAGGCUGAUGGCCAUGCUGCUGUGGUUUUUGGCACAGUGGUGGAUAUCGUCAGCCGCAGCGGGGAGAAGAUUCCAGUGUCCGUGUGGAUGAAGAGGAUGCAGCAGGAGCACAGCCUGUGCUGUGUGGUAGUCCUGGAGCCUGUGGAGAGGGUCUCAGCCUCAGUCGCUUUCAAUAGCGAUGGCAUCAUCUUAUCGUGUGACAGUCUCUUUGCUCAUCUCCACGGGUAUGCAACUGGGGAGGACGUGGUUGGGCAACGCAUCACAGAUCUGAUCCCUUCUGUGCAGCUUCCUGCUCCUGGCCAGCGUGUCCCAAAGAAUCUCAAGAUCCAGAGGUCUGUUGGAAGAGCCAGGGAUGGCACCACCUUUCCUCUGAGUUUAAAACUGAAAUCUAAACCCAGCACCGAGGAGGCAGGUGGCUGCAAGGCGGACCCCACCUGGGGCUUCUCAGCUUCUGUCUGGGUGUUUUGCACCAUCAGCGGUCUCAUCACUCUCCUGCCCGAUGGUACCAUCUACGGCAUCAACCACAGCUUUGCACUGAUGCUGUUUGGUUAUGGAAAGACAGAACUCCUGGGCAAGAAUAUCACUUUCCUGAUUCCUGGUUUCUACCGCUACAUGGACCUUGCAUGUGACAGUUCUCUUCAACUGCCAGACUUGGCCAGCUGCCUAGACAUCAGCAAUGGGAGUGGGCCUAAGGAGACAGCCUUGGACCCUUGGCAGGGCCAAAAACUGACUGGUGGGCCCCAGGAUCUGAGGGUUAAUAUUGUGCUUGCUGGUGACCACAUUCUACCAGGAGAUGAGACCCUGAAGCUAGUGGGAAACCAAGAAGUCUUCACUGGGACUCAGAACCAGCCAGGACCAGGAGGCCCGCUCCCUUCCCCCCCCUCAUCUCAGCCUACUCCCAGGGUGGACAACAUCCCAGAAGGAAGCCUGACAGCCCAUAGUGAACAGUCAUUGUCAGAGUCCCAGCAAAGCACUACCUUGAGGAAAAAGGAACCUGCAGCAAUAGAGAGCCCUAAGCAGGAUCUUUUGGGAGAAAGCAGGUCUGAACCAGUGGGUACAAAACCACUUGCUUCAUGUGAUGAUUCUGAAACUCUAGUCCCAGCUGAAGACAGGAGCAGUGACGUUGAAGUGUGUGGCCUGUGUCAUGAGGCACAACUGGGACUGAUGGGUUUCAGUACUCCCAGCAAUUCACACCCUUGGACUGAUGCCACCGUGGCCGAGCCCCAUGCCAUGGGUCAGCCUGUAGUGGGGGAUCUCCCAAUGCCCUGCCCUUGUUACAGGAGUGAGUGGGACCUACAGCAGCGAGGCCAGGACUUGGCUUCUAGCCCCUCUGGGAUGGCUUGUGUCUCAUUUGGGACGCCUACUCUGGAUGAGCCAUGGCUGGGAGUUAAAAACAACAGAGAAGAAUUGCAGACUUGCUUAAUUAAAGAGCAGCUGUCUAGGUCAAGCUUUGCGGGAGCCCUGGACAUCUCUCAUAUUGAGCUAGUCCCAGCAGAGCACCCGCCUUUCACAGCCCCUGUUUCAUUCUGUGAUCUAGGAGGCAGAGACUUGCAUGGUGGCCAUACAGGGAGCUCCUCAGCCUGCUAUGCUUUGGCCACAGACCUCCCCAGCCUGGAAGCAGUGGAGGUUCAAGAGGCUGACAUGAAUUCGUUUUCCUGGAACCUCAAGGAACUCUUUUUCAGUGACCAAACAGACCGAACGUCAUCAAAUUGUUCCUGUGCUACGUCUGAACUUGUAGGGACACCGUCUCCCUCAGCAGUGAGCUCCGAUCUAGAUGUGGGCAAUCUCCAGGGACAGGGAUCAUAUGUCCCAGAUGACAGGGAGCUGUUACUACUGACUGGCACCUGUGUUGAUCUUGGUGAAGACCUACGGUUCCGAGAGAGCUGUCUGGGACAUGAUCAAACCGAGAUAUUUUGGGUGUCCUCUGAACAUUAUGGUGCUAAUGACAGAGAAAGCCCAGGCUACAUCCCUCCUGUGUUGGAUGCUAGUCCCCAGGAUGUACACCUGUCAGCAGAGGAGACAAGGCCAAGCGUCCAGGUCACUUCCACACCUGUGGUGCCUGGGGCUGCCAGCCUGCAGCAGGAGAUCCAGGAGGGCACUUACUCGGGGAGCUGCUACCACAGGGAUGGCUUGAGGCUGAGUAUACAGUUUGAGGUGAGGAGAGUGGAGCUCCAUGCCUCUGCAUCCCUGUUCUGCUGCUGGCUGGUGAAAGACCUCCUCCACAGCCACCGAGACUCAGACACCAGGACACGCCUGCUCCUCGCCAGCCUGCCCAGCUCCACCCACUCCCUGGCUGAGCUCCCCGGAUCCGGCCUGGGGGAGAUGCUGAGAACCAAGUCCUGGUUUGAGGAGCCACCCAGGGCUGUAGAGCUGGAGGGGCUGGCAGCCUGUGAGGGCGAGUACUGCCACAAGUACAGCACCGUGAGCCCGCUUGGCAGUGGAGCCUUUGGCUUUGUGUGGACCGCGGUGGAUAAGGAAAAAAACAAGGAGGUGGUGGUGAAGUUUAUUAAGAAGGAGAAGGUUUUAGAAGAUUGUUGGAUUGAGGAUCCCAAACUUGGGAAAGUUACUUUAGAGAUAGCAAUUCUAUCCAAGGUGGAGCAUGCCAAUAUCAUCAAGGUUUUGGAUAUAUUUGAAAACCAAGGAUUCUUUCAGCUAGUGAUGGAGAAGCAUGGCUCUGGCUUGGACCUCUUUGCUUUCAUUGACCGCCAUCCUAGGCUGGACGAGCCUCUGGCAAGCUACAUCUUCCGACAACUGGUGUCGGCAGUGGGAUACCUGCGCUCGAAGAACAUUAUUCAUCGGGACAUCAAGGAUGAAAACAUCGUGAUUGCUGAAGACUUUACAAUUAAGCUGAUAGACUUUGGCUCAGCUGCCUACUUGGAAAGGGGCAAAUUAUUUUAUACUUUUUGUGGAACCAUUGAGUACUGUGCACCUGAAGUUCUCAUGGGGAAUCCCUACCGAGGACCAGAGCUAGAAAUGUGGUCACUGGGAGUCACGCUGUACACUCUGAUCUUUGAGGAGAACCCCUUCUGUGAGCUGGAGGAAACAGUGGAGGCUGAGAUACACCCACCGUACUUGGUAUCUGAAGAACUCAUAAGCCUUGUGUCUGGGCUGCUGCAGCCAGCCCCUGAGCAGCGCACCACCUUGGACAAGCUGGUGAUAGACCCGUGGGUGAUACAACCUGUGAACCUAGCUAACUACACAUGGGAAGAGGUGUGUCCAGUAAACAAGCCAGAAGGUGGAGCUCUGUCAACUGCCAGUCUGGAGAUGAGCACUAGGAGUCUCAAUGAAGCAUCUCAGACUCAGGAGCAUUGUGGGGGCCCUGCCCCAGGGGAGGCUCCUAACAGCCAGUGCUAUUAACAUCAUAGGGACACCUCUCCACUGAUGGGCUGAAAACUAGCUUCUUGCUGCUCUUUUCCAUUUAAUUAGGAAAAUCAUAUGGUUUUCAGACCCCAUCUAUUUGGAGAAGAUAAAUGCUCAAGAAUUAGGCCCAAUUCGCCUUCUAGGAACUCAUGUGCAAGUUUGAUAAAUGCCAGAACAAAAGCCAGUAAUACUAUAUUAUUAUAAGUUUAUAAAAUAGACUUGGAAUUAACUUCUUUUCAUGACCUAGAAAAACAUUGCAGUGUUCAAUUGUUUUAUACUAUUAAGGGGCUUUUGAUUUGUGAACUUCUGACAGCCAUUAAAGAAUGUUUUAAUUCUCUACUUUUGUGUAUAAUGCAUAUGUUUUGUUUCAUCUGACUUGGCAUAUGUUUAUCUGAGCAAUAGAUACCUGAAAUAUGCAGAAUUAGUUUGC